CUGCAUUCAGAUGACAGACGUCUGUCAAAGAUAGCGAGGCGAUCCGACAACGGUGGACCGGACCGUUACUCUCUUCACUCAUAUCUGGGAACACUACCUUUUAUUGAAUACACUGUCUGGAAAUGUUAUUUAACCCGACUGGUUUAAACGAAUGUUUACAAGAAUGGGAGGAUCUGGAAAAAGACUAUCAACAGGUUCAGGAGACACAUCGACUUUACAAACAAAAGCUGGAGGAAGUUUCGAAACUGCAGGACAGCUGUUCUUCUUCUAUUGCACGGCAGAGGAAAAAAAUAAAGGAUCUCAAUGAAUCCCUGCAGGAAUGCAGAGUGGUAGUGAAUCCAGAAGAUGUAAAUAAAAUAGAUGAGAUCCAAGAUUCUAUAAAGGAAAGAUCAAACGUCUUCUUUGAGAUGGAGGCCUUCCUGCCAAAGAAAAAUGAGUUAUACCUCAGUCUUGUUCUUGGAAAUGUUAACGUUACGCUCCUUAACAAGCACUCCAAGUUUGCCUAUAAAGAUGAGUACGAGAAGUUCAAACUAUACUUGACUGUGCUGCUCUUGUUGUUCUCAUUCACCUGUCGGUUCUUGGUCACCUACAGGGUUCUAGAUGCACUUUUCAACUUCCUGUUGGUGUGGUAUUAUUGUACAUUGACAAUAAGAGAGAGCGUGCUCAUUAGUAAUGGGUCCAAGAUCAAGGGCUGGUGGGUGUUUCAACACUAUGUCUCAACAUUUCUCUCUGGAGUAAUGCUGACCUGGCCAGAUGGUGAACUCUACCAGAUGUUCAGAAAUCAGUUCCUGUCCUACUCCAUGUAUAUAAAUUUUGUUCAGUUUCUCCAGUACUAUUACCAGAGUGGCUGCUUAUAUAGACUCAGAGCUCUUGGAGAAAGACACAACAUGGACCUCACAGUUGAGGGAUUUCAAUCCUGGAUGUGGAGGGGUUUGACCUUUCUCCUGCCUUUCCUUUUUUUGGGCCAUUUUUUCCAGCUUUAUAAUGGAAUUACACUGUUCCAAAUGGCCCAGCUUCCAGAAUGGAAAGAGUGGCAGGUUCUCAUGUGCGGCUCUACUUUCCUUGUUUUGUUCAUGGGAAAUUUCUUCACCACACUUGGUGUUGUUUACCACAAAUACAUGGAUCAGGACAAAGCCAAAGCUUUAUAAAUGAUGGGCACAAAGGCACUAAUGAACUCUUUAUUAAAGCAAUUUGUGUUUUAUAUAAACAUUUUUAUAAAAUGUCAGUGUGCUAAUAUUCUGUUGCUUAUAUGUUGUCAAUAAGUGUUUUUUUUUCUAUUUGUGGUUCAAACUGGCUAAGUUGUGAUUUUUGUAAAUGUGGCACAAAUUGUAAGGGAUGAAAUGUCUUUCCCCUAAACCUAAAAUAUUUAAUAUUUUGCUUUUAUUUUAUUAAACUGUCAUGGUGUUUUGCACUCCAUGUGUCAAAGCAA
This is a messenger RNA of Puntigrus tetrazona (Sumatra barb), 1429 nucleotides long. RefSeq names its product transmembrane protein 120Aa (gene tmem120aa). The coding region runs from base 123 to 1148 and encodes 341 amino acids. Gene Ontology annotation, cellular component: membrane. Gene Ontology annotation, biological process: fat cell differentiation. The transcript is spliced from 12 exons. NCBI's taxonomy places the organism in Eukaryota, Metazoa, Chordata, Actinopteri, Cypriniformes, Cyprinidae. The record is from RefSeq and is a predicted model, not a curated record.